CACAAGGCAGCAAUGGAUAACAGAGUGGCUCAGUCUGACCCUGGGAUGGCCUGGAUUCACACACUGCUGCUGGCCACCAGCCAGCACACACAUUAGACUGCUAACGCCAAUGAGCUCCCAUGUGGUCGUUCAGCCAUGCUUCCUGGGUAUGGAUUCUCACCUUUUCCUGAUUUCCAACCCCACCUUCACGUUUUUCGCUGCCGAGGAGAGAGUCCCAGCAUGUGGAUCCCUGGCUCAGGAGAGUCUCAGGCGCUGAGCGAGGCCCAGGAAGACAGGCCUCUCCUCCACCCGUGUCACCACAAGCAUGUCGCUGUGUGCCAGCAGGAAACAUUGGCUUUUAUUGAGCUACAACCACCAGGGACUCCUAAACUAAACGACCUCGGAGAGCCAAGGCCAACUGUUAUUCCAGAUCCAAAAUGCAUAACACACUCCCUGCCAUUGAAUGGUUUCAGACACACACUAAAUGAACUGAAUGACAGCCAGAGUGGCUGCCACAGGACAGACAAUGAACAUGAAAUAACAUCGAAUUUGAACUCUCAUACACCCGUGGGUGAUGGUGAGCUUGAAUGCCAUAAUGGGACUUUGCAGGAGCAGACUGAAAAGCCACGAACUGUCACAACAGUAUGUCGUCCUCUCCACGCAGCUCUUAGCCUGCCUCUAUCAUUCCCGCUGUCCUCUCUAUACACAAACAGAGACUCAUGGGAAUCUCAGUUAACUUGCUCACCAUCCUCACCUGAAGGUCAUGGGUUUCACAGCCCAGACUCCUUUCAGCCACAGAAGAGAACAACGCAACGUUCACUGAAAGAGAAGUCUAUCCGGCGAAAGAUGCAGGUUUAUUCCCCAGACAGCCCAAGCGAUGAAUCUCUCAGCAGCCCAAUCCUGGAUGCAGACUACAUCUUCCCUGGACCUUUUGCAUCUUUCCUGGAGGAGGACCUCAGUGGAUUAUCUUCCCUGGAGGCCAUUUCAAGUCCCUCAUCCACAGACGGUGGUACAGAUCUCGCAAACCUCGAUCAUGAUGAGAUUUUUAAUCUACCUACAGAACCCCUGCAGAUAACAGAGGACUCAAUACUGGGGGUGAGGGAAGAGAGUGGGAGUGUAGAGACGUCAAGUGCCACAGGGGGGAGCUUUUUGUCACGCUGCCGCCAAGGGGACCAAGAACGGCGGCGCUUCUCAGCUUCAGAACUCAUAUCUAGACUGCAGCUGUCUCAGAGGAAGAACUCCUUCACCCUGAAGCUGGGGAAGUCGCUGUCUGCACGGGUAGCCUCCAGGGACAGACAGAGCUCCAACAGUCUCCAACAGUCUCAGCCUGACUACAAGUCGAACUCCAAGCACCGCAGCUCAGGUGGCUCUAGCGAUAGCGCCCCGCACAGUCCUGUAGGACCUGCACCUCCUCUGCCCAGCAUUGACAAUGGGAUGCCUUUGCAUCGGUGGAGCACAAAACUCGGAAUAAGAAAGAAAUCCAUAGAGGAAGACUUGGGCACACUUCCAACUGUUGCUAGUUCGAAUCGCUUAUCAAGGUUUUUGCCUAGUUCGAUUCUGUACCAGGAAUACAGUGACGUUGCCAUCAACAGAGAGAUCCAGAGGCAACAGGGGAAGGAGCCGGGCACAGAGGAGGAGGGGCUCAGGGACGAGGGGUCCGAUGGGACCCCGUCUCCAUCUAAUCUAUCUCCAUCCAGCUCCUUUCGUUCCUCCCGAGGCUCUGCUUUUGCACUGUGGCAGGAUAUACCUGAUGUACGAACCAGCGGUCAGCUCGACAACUUCAGCAAUGAGGAGAGGAAGUUACAGGAGGCAAAGUUUGAGCUGGUGACUUCUGAAGCAUCAUACAUUCGAAGCUUGACGAUCGCCGUGGACCACUUCAUGUUGUCGCAGGAGCUCGCCGAGUGUCUUGGAGCUCAGGAUAAGCAGUGGCUCUUCUCCAAGCUGCCUGAAGUCAAAGAUGUCAGUGAGAGGUUUCUUCAGGACCUGGAACACAGACUGGAGGAAGACAUUCUGCGUUUUGAUGUUUCUGACAUCGUACUGGAUCACUGCCCGGCUCUGCGAAGGGUUUAUUUACCUUAUGUAACCAACCAGGCUUACCAAGAACAGACGUACCAGCGCUUGCUGCACGACAACCCUCGUUUCCCCGGCAUCCUGGCUCGUUUGGAGGAGGACCCCAUCUGCCAAAGACUUCCUCUGACCUCUUUUCUAAUCCUCCCAUUUCAGAGGAUCACACGGCUUAAAAUGCUGGUGGAGAAUAUCUUAAAGAGGACAACACCAGGCUCUCGAGAUGAGGACACUGCCACGAAAGCUUUCAAUGAGCUGAAAAAGAUCAUCAAAGAAUGUAACUCCAGUGUGCAGUCAAUGAAGAGGAUGGAGGAACUUAUUCACCUCAAUAAGAAAAUUCAUUUUGAGGGAAAGAUCUUUCCUCUGAUCUCUCAGUCCCGCUGGCUGGUGAAACAUGGAGAACUCCUGGAAGUGGACACUCAGACGAUGAGCAUUUCUGGAUCAAAGCUAAAGUUACCCACCAAGCCUGUGUACCUCCACCUGUUCAAUGACUGUCUCCUGCUGUCCAGGAGGAAGGAUACAUGGAAGUUCAUGGUGUUCGUACACGCCAAGAUAGGAGAGCUGAAAGUGAAGGAUCUCAGUCAGAAGCUGCAGGGCAUCUCAGGCUUCAUCUUCCACCUGCAGCUGUGUGAAGGCCAGCAGCUCAAACACCAGAUCCUGCUCAAAGCACACACUGAGAGCGGGAAGCAGAGGUGGAUCACAGCGAUGUUUCCAUCUGACCCGCUCGAAGACAUUGAGCAAGCCAAUGAGAAUGAUGAUAUAUCCCAGGUUCAGUGCAUUAGAAGCUACCAGGCCCAAGAGCACGAUGAGUUAACACUGGAAAAGGCUGACAUUCUUCAUGCAAAAACCAUUACAAGUGAUGGCUGGGUGGAAGGCAUCAGACUGUCAGACGGGGAACGGGGCUGGUUCCCCAAAACCUACGUGGAGGAAAUCACAAGUCGCAGUGCGCGCCUCCGCAACCUCCGAGAAAAUAUCCGCAUCAAAUGUGUCACACAGAAACUGGAGGGAGAGGACUGACCAUUUUUACUGCCGCUUAUCCUGUGUCAAAGGUGCAUUCCAACUGCUAAGUUUAAUUUUUAAGCUUCUGGAUCAUUGUGUGUGUGGGACCUUCGUAUAAAAUGCAGGUUCUUAAAGAAGCCAACAUUUUUGACUGUUCUUACUCAUUUCCUUAGCAUUCUAGCUGUGGAAAACAGUUUGAAAUGACAAUAUAAAGUUACUACUGCUCCCUUACAAUUUUAGUGUAACAGGGCCUUUAUACAAUAAAAGUCUGUUGACAACAGCUCACAUUAGGACAUUUUUUAGCAGUUUUGCCAACCUGUAGUCCCUAAACUUUGUAUGAGCAAGUACUUUAUGCAUGAUUUCUGGGAAUGCAUUUCAAUACCAUUUUAAAAUCAGAGAAAACAAUUCAAGCAUCUCUGCUGUAAAUGUGGUAUACAUGUAUGCAAAUUUACCAGCACAGGUAGUAAAUGUAAAAACGUCUAAAGGUAAAUGUGUACAUUUCUCGGUUCACAGGACUUGUAACAGUAGCAUGAGGCGAACUCAAAAUCUGUCUUUAGAAACUUCAAUCCCUCUUUGAGCUAUCUUGUGCAGUAAACUGAGCUCUGUGAGUAGCAGGACACUCAUUCAUGUAUUAUUACCACAUCAGAAAGUCACCCCAGGCAGAUCCUGCUGCUGAGCUGCAUCAGGGCACAACAGAGGCUUUUUAUCUUUUGUCUUUGAGUGCUGCUUUAAUUUCAGUAUACUGCAGUGUUGGUGCACCACAGUGCAGCAGUUCAUUUCCCUCCAUGCGUUAAGGAUGUGGAUUGUUAAAACAAGCUUGCCUCUUUAAUAAAAAGGACGACACCCUUCCUGUAUGUACUCUAAAUAGUCUGUAGUAACAAUUUGGGCUGCAUGAGCUCUGAUGAUUGGCCAAACAAGGCAACCGCAGGGUGGUUUAAGUAUUUUAAAGAUGAUUUUCCCAAUUCUACUGAAACAUAAAUGAAGAGCAGACUAUCCUCAUACAAGGCUGCUCUACACAAGUGCUUUUUUGUCAGUGCCCUAAUCUCAUUAAAGGAUUAGACUGACUAUAUUCUGUAUUUUUGUUAUUGUCAGAAAAAGCGCAUGAAAAGACCUAAGCCAACAAUGAAUCGAUCCUACUGACAGUCUUACAGUCUGUCACAGCCUAAUAGAGCUCAUUCCUCUGUUCCAUUGAGCUGUAUUGUUGUCCAAAAACGAUUAAAAACACACGAGCACUGUAGUUUAGUGUGAGUGAAUUCCACACACACCAUCCUGCUGCUGUAAAUACUGACUAUAGCAGCAAAUGUGUAUUAAUCUGCGGCUGAAAAUAGUCCCCAACAUAGGAACUGGAUAGGGAGAUCUGAAGGUUAAGAAAUGGACUAACACAUUGUAGGUUUUGAUCAAACAAACAAAAAACCCCACUAGCCUUAUCCUUCAAAACCUGGAAAUGGAAAAAUAUACCACCUUCACUUUGGAACUUAUUUACAUAAACCACCUGUUUGGUAAAUUUGCAAAUUUAUCUUCAAAUGUACUAAUUUUAAAACUUUGACAAGCCCCAGUUUAGCACCAGUUGAAUGAAAGCUCCACAUUAUUUUAUUACACUAAUAAUACAGAAUAAAAUAAUGCUGUUAUACACUAAGCACUGACUUACAUUUAGGUCUACGUCAUUCACAACAUUCCCCUCCUGAAGUGAAAAAAUCCCCAAAUGAUCAAUAGCGCAGUAUAACUGAGCUGAGACCUGUUAUUAAUGAACCACUAUAAUCAGCCAUCAAAUGUCAACUCUACCAGUGGCACAUGAAAUGUUUAUAACCCUACUUUUUUCUAUAUCUAAGUUGUUAGUUGUAAUUUAAAUGGUUGCUGUAGCAGCAUGUGUAUUUAUACUCCUCUAGCUGGUUGUUCUCUAAGGAGAUUCUGAUGUAAAUGUACUUUACUGUAGAUGGCUUCAUGUAUAAAGAGUAGAAGAUGGUGCAUUUACCUUUUUGACAGUAAUUUAUAUGAAAAAAAG
Molecule: messenger RNA, 5044 nt
Organism: Xiphias gladius (swordfish)
Lineage: Eukaryota; Metazoa; Chordata; Actinopteri; Istiophoriformes; Xiphiidae
Gene: arhgef19
Product: Rho guanine nucleotide exchange factor (GEF) 19
Exons: 16
Coding region: 136-3060 (974 amino acids)
Biological process (GO): activation of GTPase activity; regulation of actin cytoskeleton organization
Molecular function (GO): protein binding; guanyl-nucleotide exchange factor activity
Source: RefSeq, a predicted model, not a curated record